Batrachochytrium dendrobatidis JAM81 is the source of this 387-nucleotide messenger RNA. RefSeq lists its product as uncharacterized. The record is from RefSeq and is a predicted model, not a curated record. The coding region runs from base 1 to 387 and encodes 128 amino acids. The transcript has a single exon. NCBI's taxonomy places the organism in Eukaryota, Fungi, Chytridiomycota, Chytridiomycetes, Rhizophydiales.
AUGAAAUUCACCAUAUUUGCUCUUGUCUCUAUCGUUGCUGCUACUGCAAACGCCAUUGCUAUUCCUGCCCAAUACUCUCGUGAGAUGCGUGAACAUGCUCUCUAUAUUCGUGCGCAUAUUCCCGACUCGGAAAUUAUGGCCUUGAUUAGCAAACGGGACAACAGCCCUGCUGAUACUGUUGAUCAAGAUGGUGACGCUGAUUCUGACACUGAUUCCAAAGAUGCUGGCACUGAUUCUGACAAUGAUUCCAAAGAUAAUGCCACAGAAACCCUUACUGAUGCAUCCGACCUUGCACCAUUUGACGUAACAAAAUACACUUUUACGGAUGAUAAUGUACCUGGCGAAACUCAACCUGUUGAUGCUCCUGCUGAUGACCUGCACAAUUAA